UGUCCUGUUUCAGACAAUUAGAAUCUGGUGAUUUGCAUUUCAGGCAUCUAUUUAUGGUCUCAGUGACACGCUUAUGCUACGUCACCUGACCACACUGUCACACCAAUAGAAUUAGUAUGUUUCCAUGCAUGCUUAAGACUCCGGCUCACACAGGAGCUUUCCCAUAACAUCAUUGUAAUGUCACAGCAUAUCGUUCCCUGAGCGAUCUCGAUGCGAAGUGGAGGAACUUGCUGCAGCAAAAAAAAAAAAAAAAGGAAAAAAGUAUAGUAAAUAAAGAAAAAAAAAACAAAAAACGAUAGAUUCUAUUUACACUAAGUGUAUAGUAGUUAGAUGCUAUUUACACUUAGUGCAAAUAGUGGUAGAUACUUUUUGCACCUCAGUGUCUUGUAUUAUAAAACAGUAUGAAAUAACAAAGUAUUCAGUGUAUAUGAUUAUAUUAAUUAAAACACAUGCUGUGUAGGAUGCUGCUUUAUUGGGACAUGACUUAUACUUGACAUCACCUUCUUUACACCUCUUAACCCUACCUGUUAAACACUUUAUUCCCACUAUUAAAUACCCAUUAGGCACUUUAUUUCCACUUUUUGAAUAUUUUCCUUUUUUUUUUUUUUUUUUUUUUUUAAUGAUAUGCAAUAGGAAAAUUGAGAAGAAGGAGUUUGAUAAAAGGCAGAUUCAAACUCAGGUUGGUAGCAUCAAAAGUUAACACCACUGAUCUUGUUAUCAGCAGGAUUUCUUUUGUUAAUUUGUCUGGCUCAAUCAGACAAUGGUGGGUGGAGUUAGUGUAAAUAGCCUCUGCCAACAAGAUGAGCUAUUUGCUGUUGGUGAGAGUAAUGAGAAUAAAACACUGUGAUUGUUCAGGGUAAAAAAUAUUUCUUUGGGAAACAAUGUAGAGUACAUGUAAAAGUUUCAACAUUUAUCUAACCCUGACAUAUGAAAUAAUAGUCAGAAAAAAAAAAAAAAAAAAAAAAACUAUUGUUUUUAAAUGGAACAGAUAGCAAUAUAAUUGGAAUUAUUAUAUUAUAUCAAACAUUUCACUUCCCUCUGUUAGUCUUUUAUUUUGUAUUUGGCAACAUUUGUUGUUGAUAAACAGCCCUCUGAUUUUUUUUUUUUUUUUUUUUCCUGAAAAUGUUAUCUGAACAGACACAACCCACCAGUUGAAAACACGUUUUUUUUUUCUUUCUUUCUUUCUUUUUUUUUUUUUUUUUACUAUGGCACAUAAGUUUUAACAGCUGACAUGUUAAAUACAUGAAUGUCUGACUAAUCAUAUGUCAAUACAAAUUAGGUGCACAACCUAUUUUCAGCCUAUGUUUGCUUUGGAUUCCCCUUGUCGUGUUGGGGUGGUGUAAUCUAGAGGUUUAGAUUCCUAUUGAUCCUUUUAAACAUUCAGUUUAUCACCUCUACCUCCCCAAAUGAUGGACCAACUGAAGUCAACUAUCAUUUAAAGUCCUGUUUUGGUUUGUUUUUUUAACGGGUAAAACAAGCCUCCAACUCCACCUUGUGUGUAAGACUAAUUACUUUUGCGCCUUACGUCAAAUUUUAAGACAGAUGAGAAAGAACUCUACAACAGCUCAUGAAGUAGCUUUUAAAAGCCCAAGGCAGGGCUGCUUUUUUGCAUGAUGCACAAACAAUGCAGUUGUUAUACAGUCUAUUUUACUGUCUGCUUUUGUGUUAUCGUAGUUUUCCCUUAAAUAUUUUUCUGUCUCUGGUCGAGAAGUGCUAUUCUAGCACCAUCAGCGCCAUACCGCUUCUGGAUGCUGCGCUGGAGUACGCAUGCGCACCACAGUGGAAUUACUGCACAGCGCACUCUAAGUUGGAUUUUUUCUGUCUUCACGGAAACCAGAAAACAUAAAAGUAUGGCGAUCUUUAGAAUAAGACAAAAGGGCUUUAUGCGCGUCUGGACGUUCCCCGUGAUAGUGGCCGUGGUGUGCGCGCAAAGUGUCAAUGAUCCAAGCAAUAUGUCUCUCGUAAAAGAAACUGUUGAUAGACUAUUGAAAGGAUAUGACAUUCGCUUGAGGCCAGAUUUUGGAGGUCCUCCGGUGGGAGUGGGGAUGAAUAUAGACAUAGCCAGCAUAGACAUGGUAUCAGAAGUGAAUAUGGACUACACAUUGACUAUGUAUUUCCAGCAAGCCUGGCGAGACAAACGUCUGUCCUAUUCUGAGAUUCCUCUUAACCUGACUCUGGAUAACAGGGUAGCUGAUCAGCUGUGGGUGCCGGACACAUACUUCCUGAAUGACAAGAAGUCUUUUGUACAUGGUGUAACAGUGAAGAACAGAAUGAUCCGUCUCCAUCCAGACGGCACUGUGCUUUAUGGGCUCAGGAUUACCACCACAGCCGCCUGCAUGAUGGACUUGCGCAGAUACCCACUAGAUGAGCAGAACUGCACACUGGAAAUCGAGAGCUAUGGCUACACCACAGAUGAUAUUGAGUUUUACUGGCGAGGUGGCGACCAUGCAGUAACGGGGGUUGAAAGGAUAGAGCUUCCUCAGUUCUCUAUAGUGGACUACAAACUCAUCUCUAAAAACGUGGUGUUUUCUACAGGUUCAUAUCCUCGCCUCUCCCUGAGCUUCAAGCUCAAGAGAAACAUUGGCUACUUCAUUCUGCAGACCUACAUGCCUUCAAUCCUAAUCACCAUCCUAUCUUGGGUAUCCUUCUGGAUCAACUAUGAUGCCUCGGCUGCCAGGGUUGCUUUAGGCAUCACCACUGUGCUGACCAUGACCACCAUCAACACACAUUUGCGGGAGACUCUUCCAAAGAUUCCGUAUGUCAAAGCCAUUGACAUGUACCUGAUGGGCUGUUUCGUCUUCGUCUUCCUGGCUCUGCUGGAGUAUGCGCUGGUCAACUACAUCUUCUUCGGCAGGGGACCGCAGCGGCAGAAGAGAGCUGCAGAGAAAGCCUCCACAGCCAACAAUGAAAAAAUGAGAAUGGAUCCCAACAAAUGGAUGGUGGGAAAUGUAGUUCAGAGAGACGAUGCUCUGUAUGCCAGAAUGAAACAGAGGGAUAUUGACGCACAUGACUCCAUGUGGGAACCAAUCUUUGUGGACGAUGCAGCAUUAGGACUAGGCGAUUCAAAAAAUAAGAUGGACCCACAUGAAAACAUCCUUCUCAGUCCUCUGGAGAUCAAGAAUGAAAUGGGCACAUCAGAGUUAACCCUGGGUUUGGGCGACCCCCGUACCACCAUGCUGGCCUUUGACAGCACCACGCUGCAGUAUCGGAAAGCCGGUCUGGCCAGGCACAACUUUGGACGCAAUGCCCUGGAACGGCAUGUUGCUCAGAAGAAAAGCCGGCUACGACGGCGCACUUCACAGCUUAAAAUCACUAUCCCUGACUUAACUGAUGUCAAUUCAAUCGACAAAUGGUCGAGAAUGAUCUUCCCCACCGUAUUUUCUUUCUUCAAUGUCGUCUAUUGGCUUUAUUAUGUCAACUAACUGGAUUGCGGGGCCGUCCAAGAAGCGCCACUUAUUUUUAUGUCAGUAUAUUCUUCCGUUUUCCUGCGUCUGAUUUUGCAAUACAAGCAGGACUUAUGUUGACAGAUUAAAAUCAGGACUAUCUCUCUUUAACCUUGGGUUCACCUUAAUUGCUGGCUGACACCGAUACUCAAAAGAGGUUAAGAACAAAUGGUGCCUAUUCCAAAAAUCAGUAGUUUUUAGUGCGUUUGAGUGUUUUGUUCAAUAUUUGGUUUGAUUCAAUUAAGAUUUCUAUUAAGACAAGGUGUAUCUGUUUUGUUGCCAAAUUAUCAAAUCAGUUAUUGCUGCAAAUUAGUUAUCUUUUUACCAACAAAAAAUUCAAAGACUGAAAGAUUGGACAUCCACAGCAUUUCACUGUCAGUUCUUUCCUCCUUUAGCAAUUGUUAAGGAAGCAGCACUCAGUAAUUUAAUAUUUCUAUACCUUUAUUUGUAAAGUUAAUUGUUUUCACAGCCUUUUGAGUAAGGAGAUAAUAUGAAUAGUUUUAUCAUAAGGUUGUAUUUUCUACUUUACACACAGAUGAUAGUUUAUUUAUUCAAGAGAAUUUAUUAUACACUUUUACUUAACCUCAUUUAUUUUGAUGAAACACGUCUCUCAGAUCCUGUACUCCAAAUUUUAUUGACACUUUGGUAAGCUUUAUAUUUCCAAAAUGCUUAUAUUAUGUUUAAUUUCGAUGUUCAGCAUGCUAUGGAAGUUGAAGGCAUUACUAUUACUAACACAAAUAACUCAACUCGGCUGCUAACUCUAAUAAUUUUUAUAGCUCCCAUCAAUCUUGCGUAAUGCUAGUCUAUCCGUUAGCAUUCCCAUCAUUCAUCUCAAUAGCAGUUGUUCUACUGAUGUUUGAAAGUAUGUGACCUGAAUGCUGCCAUCAUUGUUCAUGAUAGUGAAAAUGCAAUAUGACUCAUUGUUAUUCAGCAGGAAAUGACAAUGCUUAUUGGCUGAUAGCAUCAGAGGAACAAACCUAAAUCCAAACCCUUCAGCAGCGAUAAUCCUGAGCUGUGAUGUGAAUGGCAGCAGACAAGGAAAAAUAUAAGCCUUUUUUUCCGUUCAUAAGAGCACUCCAAAAACCAUGCCACUGGCACAAAAAAAAAAAAAAAAAAAAAAAUUAAAUAUUUUAUUCUUCAGACUAUAUGAUUGCUUUUGAAUAGCAAAAUUAUGUAGUUACAACAUCUAGUGACCAGCCAAACCUUGACACCUUGUGUGUAGUCUCAAACUGUUCUCACUCCGAAGCCAUUUAAAACAUCAUACAUUGUCCAGUGCCUUGCCACUAUUAAGACGCUAAAGGCACACAUUUGGUUAGUUUGGAUUUUAAUAGACAAAUACUUAAGAGUUUAUGAAUGGAUCACUAUUACAGUGAUUAUUAUUUUUCUAGCAUUAUAUGUUUGACAACAGUUCUUUUAACUCUAAAAGAUGGAGUGUGCAGCUUUUCAUUUCUUAAACAACCAUGUAGGAAGACAUAUCAUGGACAUAUUCCAGGAUGACAAUGUCAAGAUUCAUCAUGCUCAAAUUGUGUGGGGGGGGGGGGCAUGAAGAAUCAUUUUCACACAUGAAUUGGCACCCCUGAGUCCUGACCUUAAUUUCAUGGAAAUUCUUUGGGGUGUGCUGAAGGACACUUUACAGAGUGCUUGACUCUUGCAUUGUCUUGCACCAAAAAAUUGAUGCACCUCUUGAUGGAAAUAAAUGUUGUGAUGUUAUUUCCAUCAAGAGGUGCAUACAUUUUUGGUCAAGAUCUUGUAUUGACAAUGCAAGAGCAAAGAGCUUCAGUUUUUAAUGCCUUGGGAGUGAGAAUAGAAUAAAAAUCUUGUUCACAAAGUUUAUUCUGGGCAAGCACUGCAUGCUUAAAAAGAAAGAGACUGAGAUGUAAAAUGACCAACUACAGUUUGCUUGUUUAUUGUGUGAUGUUUAAGAGGUAAAUCUGACAUUGAUGGCACAGACGUUUCGGUGAAUAGUUGUACAGAAACACUGAAGAGAUUAAUGCGAAUUGUGCAGAGACCACAAUGUGAACAGAGCGUCUUGGGUUACGACUGUAACCCUGGCUACCUGAGAACAGGGAACGAGACACUGCAUCCUGAGACACUUUGGGAAACGCCUCUGCUUGACUGGUAUCUGAAGCAACUGUAAAAUCACGGCAAUCCUAUUGGCCGGUGACAGCCUAUGACAUACUAGUGCAACCAGAAAGUAUGUAAGUGGCGCCUAGAGAACAUGUAAUCCACUUCUUUGUCCGAAGGGACUGAACAGGCAGCCCGGAGACAUGGAUAUGAGAUGCAGUGUCUCGUUCCCUGUUCUCAGGGAACCAGGGUUACAGUCAUAACCCGAGACAUUCCAUUUUGAAAGGGAACUUGCACUGCGCCCUGUCAAAAGCCGCUCAAAGGCUUGGAACCAGCAUCUUCACUGGGAAGAGAUUCUUUUAAGGGAGUAUGGCCAGGGGCCAAAAGGAGACACCAGGGAGGCUAACCCGGUCUGACUUGUGACCUAGUCUAGCCAACAACCUGUCUGUUUCCUAAACAGAGCCUCCUACCAUACUUGCCUCAUGAGAGGCAACCAGUGAGAGGGACUGCAGAAGAGGUAGUAGCCAGCUCACUCUGGACAAAGAGACGGGCAUCCUGGGGAGCAGGACUCGCUUUCCAAACUCUUACAAAUGAGGGAAGUUACUCUGCUCGACCCUGGACCUACAGAGCGCUUCUUUUUCAAAGCACUAUGGAUGCUGGGUACUCUACAUAGGGUCCCCAAUGAGAGGAGUAUCUCUAGCUCUAUCAAGAGCUGAUCUACCAAGGGGGUUCACAAGAAUCUCUCGACCUUUCAGACUAAACUCAGGGAGCGAGGCUCUCUAUAGGACGAUCCUCUCAAACGAGGGAGUACCUACAGCUCUAAAAAAAAAAGCUGAUCUACCAGGGAGGUCUCACGUGAGUCAUUCGACCUUCUGACCAGACUCAGGGAGCGAGGUACUCUACAGAAUGACCCUCUAACACGAAGGGAGUACUACCUAUGCUCGACCAAGUAGAACAUCAACCAAGCUCUGGGGCUAGAAUCAGGGAGGCUCCUGUGGAGCCUGCAACAUAAACUCAAUCUGUGUACUAGCUAGAAGUGCUAGGAGUGUAGUUCGACCCGGAGGGUCACCAUCAAGGCGGCCCGAGGAGGGUAAACUACUUGAAAAACGAGCCACCAGAGGUGUGUAGGCUUGGAAUACUCAUUCACAUUGCCACAAAGCGAUGUACUCAGCUUAUCACUUUCUACCCUUUAAACAAGGGGAGUGCAGAUCUCAUGCAACCAGACUGUUGAGGAGGCCUCUUAAUAGGGCCUACUACUACAGAAUAUCACGGGCAUGGGCUCAGGGCUAAUGCUUGAGUUCUAAGGGGGUGUACUCAACACCAUCCUGAAUAGGAGGGAGUACUUAAUUGGCUUGACCUGAGCAUCAUUGGUGUUGAACACAAUGUUGAGCACUAUUAGAGGAUCCUGAACAAGGGGACUUAAUAUCAACUUGACCCAAGAGAAAGCUCAACGAACAAUGACUCUUGCUCAGAGACAGGUUGCUGUCUGAGCUAAGCUCUGGAGGAGUGGAGGCCUCAACGGGAUAAAUUUUCACGGAAGGGGCCUAGGACGCUCGUAGACCCGGACCUGCACUUCUUUUUAUUUAUUUUUUUUUUUUGUAAACAAGUUUUGAAUACUGGUCCAGUCUUUCAGCAGGUCACUCGGUAUGCUUAAAGCACUGCCAUAGUGUGCAGCACAGCAUGACCUGCUGCCGUGUAUGUCCUGCCAUAUAAGGGCAGAGCCAAAGCUUUUGAGUCGAUUUAUUUAUUUAUUUUUUUCGCAAGAUAUUACGGAAAUGUCUCGAGAGCUCAUGGAAGCUGGGGGUUAUGGCUGGAAAGAAACCGUUCGUGUUUCCAAUCUUACAGGAGCGGUCUCUACACUAACACGCUCUCAUGGCAGCAGACGGCUGCUUAACACACGCUCCAUAACACCCAACAACUCAUCAUACGUGGGGCAGAGCGGCUGCGAGGGCUCGGAUGUCUUGCCUUCUUCGCCCUCAACAGCCAUCUUUUGCUCUUUCUGCAUGAUGCCAGCGAAGCACUGUCUGUUGAUCCUGAGGAUGCAAGAGAAAAUGUGUCCUCACUCUUGUCAGUCCCUGAAGUGUGCGAAAGAUUAACUUCAACGAGCUCCCUCUGUGAGCCCUAUGAUCUCAGUCUCCUCUCCACCUCAGCAUGAGCCACCGGGCACAGAAGCCCUUGAGAAGAGAGACAAACAAGAGUGGAACUUCCACAGCCAGAAAUGCUCACAGUGCAUACCAACAGCUCCCUCAGGAACUGAGUGUGCAUGCUCUAACAAAGAACGCACAAGUCAUGUGUGUUAUUGAGUGUCAAAUAUGUAUGACAUGGAUCGUGCACACAGCUUGAAACAUUUGCUUUAACAAGUCAUUUUUACGUAGAUUUGAACAGCGUGCUUCAAACAAACAGUCCCUGAAGACGAAAAUAGGAUGACGUUCUCUAGGCGCCCCUUACAUACUUCGUCAUAGGCUGUUGCCGGCCAAUAGGAUUGCCGUGAUUCUACAGUUGCUUCAGGUACCAGUCACGCGGAGGCGUUCCCCAAAGUGUCUCAGGACGCAGUGCAAGUUCCUUUUUGAAAGGGAACUUCAACUGUCUAAAUACAAUAACAUAUUCCUCUGGUUUCACAAACGAGGCUUAAGCUAGUCCCAGACUGAAAUGCAUGUUUGAGCUCUUUUAACUGAAAGCAGCUUGCACUGACAUAUCUGUUUUGUCUCAAGAUACACACCAGUAAUGUUUUCUUCUAAAGCACGUUUAUAAAAGCUUCUUAAAUGCCCUAAUUGAACUAAGGCUUAAUCCUGGUUUAAUCUAAGCGCUGUCUGUAAAACUGGGCCAUUAUUUCACACACAUAUAACUAAAAUCAAAGCAGACUAUACGACUGGGUUACACUUUAUUUCGAUGGUCCACUUUAGACAUUCUACUAACUAUAAAUAAUCUGCCAAGUACAUGUCAACUAACUCUCAUUAGAGUAUUAGAGUAUGUAGUAGACUGUUAGUAGACUGUUCUUGUUAGGUUCAGAUUAGUAGAAUAAGUUGACGUACUUGCAAGGUUACUUAUAGUCAAUAAAACCAUCGAAGUAAAGUGUUAGUAGAUAUUAAGAAGACAGUCUACUAAUAUUCUAAUGACUGCUAGUUGACAAGUAGUUGCAAAGUUACUUAUAGUUAGUAGAAUGACAAAAGUGGACUAUCAAAAUAAAGUGUUACCUACAGUUGCACUGGAAGAUGUCUCGUUUACCAGCUGCACAUUGCCUCAAACAAAACAUUUACUGUAUUCCAAAGAUUGAAGUCUAUGAACCUCAAAAUCUUUGGCAAAUCUAGUGACAAGCAUCUUGAAGGAUUAAACAUAUUCAUACUGAUUUUGUUUUAAAAAGCCAGCAGUUAAGGAAUCUCUUGGCUUUGUCAAUGAAAAAUAGUAAACAAAUAUUAAUUCCUUUGUGUUAUGUAUUGUAAAUAUCACUUGUACAGAAUUGUUAAAAAACUCUUUGUAUUCAGAAAAAGAGAGUAGCUCUGUGUUUACAUGAAAUGAAUUGAAAAUGGUGGAUUAUUGAGAUGGUGGAAGGGCUCAUGGUGUAAAACCAAUACUGUAAUUUCAUCAUGACACGUGAUGAAUUCCAUCUAAAAGAGCCAGUCAGAGCCCAUCAUCCUCCACCUGUGAGAAGGGCAUAUGAAUAUAGUUUAGCCUUACAAUGCUUGAAAAGAAAAAUUAAAAGCACAACACUGACCAGAUUUAAUCGAGGAAAGUAUAUACUCAUCUUUAUUUAUACAUUUACUUUUCAUUACAUAUUUUCACACUAAUUUAUUAUUGAAAUUACAUUUUUUUUUUUUUUUUUUUUUUUUAAAUGGUACAGUACAUCGGUCAUAAUCAAUUAAUUUUUAAAUAUGUGUAAUCAUGAUGGACCUGCAUGCAAGACAUUUUCCAUCAAGGUAUGCAAUUUCAAUUUUUAUCAAGUCAUAGAGAUAAAAUAAAACAAUACGUAUCAUGCUCACCAAGAUUUCUUUGUAGUUUGGCAUUUCAUAUCUCAAUAUAUCAAUCUAUUUUCUUGACCUUUUUUUAAGAUCAAAACACAACAGGGUUGAAACAACACAGAAUAAGUUAAAAGCUCAAGGAAAUGAUAAUUAACAUUGAUUUGGUUUGAUUUGAUUUGAUUUUCUUAUCUCCCAGCCCCUUUGAUGUUGAGUAAUAUCGAAUGAAACACUAACUAAAUCUUACGAAACACUAGUCUAUUCAUAACCAGGGAAUUGUGGACUUAUAAGCAUGCAGGAAAUCAAGCAACACAUACUUAUUACCCAUGUUUAAUAAUGCAUCUCUAACUCACAUCUUUACUGCAUGCAAUACUGGCACCAUACAUUCAAAAACAUAUUUUGCAAUUCAUACUGCUAAACUGAUCUAAAAAGUCAAAUGACAAAUUAGUAGUAUUUUACUUAUAUAUAAGCAUAGCUUCUUCACUGAAGGAUCAGAAAUGUAUGAAUGCAUUUAAUUACAAGCCUGUGGACAAGGAAAUUAACAGUUAUUAACAGUGAUUGUAUAUUUAUAGUGAUGGUAAGUGAUUAUGUAACAAUUAAGUGUAACAAUGUGAUAUUUUAGGCACUGAUUCUGCUGUCCAUUUGUCACAAUUACUUUUUUUCUCCAAGAUCAAUGCUUAAAACAUCUGUAUAUUUCGUUGAGAUUCAUAUAAUUCACAUGUAUUCAUGCACACAGAAAUGGUUUUCUUUGCCCAUUCUUUACAAGUUGUUACAAACUUCAGAGUUAUUCAAUUCUGAUUUGUUUAUGUUAGUCUCAGCUGCAGAAGAUAUCUCGGUGGUGUACAUUAUUAAAGGAAAUAAUGGAAGGAGAACCUGGGCAUUAGGACUUAUUUUAAUAAAUUCCAAAAACUAUUUCUAGAUGUAAAUAUGAACUAUAGUACUAAACAUCCAAUUGGAGCAGGGUGUUCAUGUAAAUACAAAAUUAUUUCUAACAAUGUGUAAUGUAAUAUUUCUAAGCUUUCUGGUUUGUACUUUACUGGUUAAUGCAAAGCUUACUACAAAGCAAUGUUAUGGAAAAUACUUGAUGACAAAUCAAUAAUGUAAACAAUUUGAAACUGGCUCUCCUUAGUAAACCAAUAUUUCUUGUUUUCACAUCUUUUUUGCCUAGCGUAAAGUCUAUAAGUCAAUACUCAGCAUUGUUUAUUGUGUAGUCCUUUCUCUUUCUGUUGCUUUCUAGCAUUCUUUAUCAAAAACACACUGGCGUUCAAAAAAAACGACAAUGGUUUAUUUAUUUUUUUUCUUUGUUAUAUUUCUCAAUUGUAUUUUCCCUCUCAUGUCCUAAAAAUUACUAGAUACCACAAUUAGGCCUUUUUAGCUGUUUUAACAGAACAUUGUGUGUGAUUGUGUUGGGGGAGACCCAGAAACAAAGAAAAGGGUCUAUGAAUGUGUGUGAGCACAAGUUUCUGAGAAAAUGCACAAAUGUCAAACACUUGGUAACUGCUUUGCUUUUUGUUUGUGCCUCUCAUUAUUUUACUUUUUUAAUUAAUAUUUUUUAUAUAUUUGUACUCCAACAAAAUACUCCAACAAAAGCAGAAACUCAUUUGAAAAUGAUAAAGAUGGCAAACUGACUAUGUUUUUUGCACAUGUUCACAGAUUAAGCCUUAGCUUCCAUUCACAGAGGAGAUGUAACAAUAUCUCAAAACAUCAGAAAUCAACAAGCCCUCUCUGACGCCAACCAGAGGGUCAUCAGAUGCAUAUGGACUGACAGAAAAAAAAAGAAAAAAGAAAAAAAAAUCUGUUAUAAUCUUUGAAAAUCUAUGAACCCUCAAUAAAUACUGUAUAAAACUCUAAAA
Molecule: messenger RNA, 11313 nt
Organism: Ctenopharyngodon idella (grass carp)
Lineage: Eukaryota; Metazoa; Chordata; Actinopteri; Cypriniformes; Xenocyprididae
Product: gamma-aminobutyric acid receptor subunit beta-2
Exons: 10
Coding region: 1749-3422 (557 amino acids)
Biological process (GO): signal transduction; chemical synaptic transmission; nervous system process
Cellular component (GO): membrane; synapse; neuron projection
Molecular function (GO): neurotransmitter receptor activity; GABA-A receptor activity; extracellular ligand-gated monoatomic ion channel activity
Source: RefSeq, a predicted model, not a curated record